AUGGCGCGGCGGCUGCAGGACGAGGUGGCUGCCUUCUUCUUUGAGUACGACACCCCCCGGAUGGUGCUCGUGCGCAACAAGAAGGUGGGCGUCGUCUUCCGGCUGAUCCAGCUGGUGGUUCUGGUCUAUGUCGUUGGGUGGGUGUUUGUCUACGAGAAGGGCUACCAGACCUCCAGCGGCCUCAUCAGCAGCGUGUCUGUGAAACUCAAGGGUCUGGCUGUGACGAAGCUCCCAAGCCUGGACCCCCAGGUCUGGGACGUGGCUGACUACGUCUUCCCAGCGCAGGGAGACAGCUCCUUUGUGGUCAUGACCAAUUUUAUCAUGACCCCCCGGCAGGCUCAAGGCCACUGUGCAGAGAACCCGGAAGGGGGCACGUGCACGAAUAACAGUGGCUGCACCCCGGGAAAAGCAGAAAGGAAGGCCCAAGGCAUCCGCACAGGCAAGUGUGUGGCCUUCAACGACACCGUGCAGACAUGUGAGAUCUUCGGCUGGUGCCCCGUGGAGGUGGACGACAACGUCCCAUGCCCUGCCCUUCUCCGAGAGGCCGAGAACUUCACUCUCUUCAUCAAGAACAGCAUCAGCUUUCCGCGCUUCAAGGUCACCAGGCGCAACCUAGUGGAGGAGGUGAAUGCUGCCUACAUGAAGACCUGCCUCUAUCACAAGACCCUGCACCCGCUGUGCCCGGUCUUCCAGCUCGGCUAUGUGGUCCAAGAGUCAGGCCAGAAUUUUAGCAGCUUGGCCGAGAAGGGCGGGGUGGUGGGCAUCACCAUUGACUGGCACUGUGACCUGGACUGGCACGUGCGACACUGCAAACCUGUCUACGAGUUCCACGGGCUGUAUGAGGAGAAAAACCUGUCUCAAGGCUUCAACUUCAGGUUUGCCAGGCACUUCGUGGAGAAUGGGACCAAAUACAGGCACCUCUUCAAGGUGUUUGGGAUUCGCUUUGACAUCCUCGUGGAUGGCAAGGCCGGGAAGUUUGACAUCAUCCCUACAAUGACCACCAUCGGCUCUGGGAUUGGCAUCUUUGGGGUGGCCACGGUUCUCUGUGACCUGCUGCUGCUCCACAUCCUGCCCAAGAGGCACUACUACAAGCAGAAGAAGUUCAAGUACGCGGAGGACGUGGGGCCAGGGGCGGGAGUGCGCGACCCCGCGGCCACCAGCUCCACCCUGGUUCUGCAGGAGAACAUGAAGACAUCCUGACCUCCGCUCCCGACUCCUACAGGAUGCAGCCAGCGGGGAGCCUGGUGGGG
This is a messenger RNA of Hippopotamus amphibius kiboko, 1250 nucleotides long. RefSeq names its product purinergic receptor P2X 1 (gene P2RX1). NCBI's taxonomy places the organism in Eukaryota, Metazoa, Chordata, Mammalia, Artiodactyla, Hippopotamidae. The transcript has 12 exons. Gene Ontology annotation, biological process: monoatomic cation transmembrane transport; response to ATP. The record is from RefSeq and is a predicted model, not a curated record. Gene Ontology annotation, cellular component: plasma membrane; nuclear inner membrane. Bases 1 to 1200 code for a protein of 399 amino acids. Gene Ontology annotation, molecular function: purinergic nucleotide receptor activity; extracellularly ATP-gated monoatomic cation channel activity; ATP binding.